Messenger RNA from Tuber aestivum (summer truffle), 516 nucleotides. NCBI's taxonomy places the organism in Eukaryota, Fungi, Ascomycota, Pezizomycetes, Pezizales, Tuberaceae. The record is from the annotation of a GenBank genome assembly.
AUUGCACACGAUCCCUCUCUUUCUCUCUCAAAAAAGGAAUUCAGACAAUAGCCUAUAGCGCAGAUGUCGUUAGGGCAGCAACAGUUCUCCAGUAAUAUCAACUCGUUCAACGUGUUGACGAACCAUAGUCACAACAAUAUUGUCAACUUCAUUAUAGAAAUAAAUGCCGAGGGGCGUCAAAUUCUACAGUGGCUAUCGCCACUAGAACCACACCAACGACACCAAGGUGUGCAAAUCGACCGACUCGAUGGCGUAGGAAACUGGGUACUAGAAAGUACCGACUUCAGAAAAUGGAGUGAUAUGGAAGAUGGUUGCGUUGAGCCAGCUCUGUUCUGUUACGGGAAUCCAGGGGUGGGGAAAACGUACCUUAGGUAGCAAGACCUCUUCCCUAGAGAAAGGCGAUGCAAGAUGUCACUGACCGGCAGCAAUAACAGCUCCCUAGUGAUUGAUAGCCUGUGCGAUCAGGCUGAGGGGAAAGACAUCACUGUUGUGGGACUCUACUGCGAUUUCCUUGCC